CUGCUAUGUAGUGAUAAGGAUAUUGUGUAUUGGAUGUUAAUGUAAAGUUCGGAUACCUAUGUCAAGCUACAUGUGGGAUAGCACAACUUAUAUGCUGUAGUUUUUACUAUAAUUCUGUGUUCACUCACAAGAGGUACUGAGUUUUUGAAGUAUAUUUUCUUGUUUUAAUCUGCAAAGGUUCGUUGUCUUGUCGCGGAGUUUCGGUUUUGCCCUCUAGGAUGAUGCCAGUUACCCUAUUUAAUGCGGUUCUCAGAAAUACACUUACCCAAUUCAUUAAGACAUCAACAAUCAGAGACAUCAAUCCAGCUGUUGUUUCAUCUAUUCAAUUGAAACGUCACUUCCAUGUAUCUACUGUCCGAAACGAUAUUGAUCAGGCAGCCAAAUACAUUGGUGCUGGCGCAGCUACUGUUGGAUGCGCUGGAUCAGGUGCUGGCAUCGGGGCUGUAUUUGGAAACUUGGCAUUGGCAUACGCAAGAAAUCCUGGCCUAAAGCAGCAACUAUUCACUUACGCUAUUCUCGGUUUCGCUCUGAGUGAAGCAAUGGGUCUGUUUUGCCUGGUUAUGGCGUUUCUCAUAUUAUUUGCUUUCUGAAGACAUUUAUAUCUUGUAUCUAGGCUUGUUUUCGAUCACAAUCAAAUUGUUGGUCCAUAUAUGGACGUGAGUCAAUUGUGCAGAUGAUAGACACUUAUAAUACUAGCGAAAUAAAUUGUUAUAGACUUG
This is a messenger RNA of Schistosoma turkestanicum, 719 nucleotides long. NCBI's taxonomy places the organism in Eukaryota, Metazoa, Platyhelminthes, Trematoda, Strigeidida, Schistosomatidae. The record is from the annotation of a GenBank genome assembly.